UGCCAAAAAUAAUGUGGCCCAUUUUGUUGCUGAUCAUUCUAGCACUACUUGGUGUCCUUUCGAUCGCCCGUAGGAGUAGCAUCUGGACCGUGUUCAGGAAGGAUGACAUUCAGCGCUUUGGAUCCGUCGUCGGAAUGUUCCGCAACAACGAUCGGCUGUUCCGGAUCAGCUACGGUCCGGUGAAGCUUCUCGGGACGUGCCAUCCGGACGUGAUUCAGCAGAUUUUGACCAAUCCAGGCUGCGUGGAAAGGCCUUUCUUUUACCGCUUUACGGGGCUCGAGCAGGGACUGUUGAGUGCUAGACAUCAACAGUGGAAGAUCCAACGGAGGGCGUUGAAUCCGACGUUCAACCUGAAGAUCCUCAACAGCUUCAUACCGAUCUUUGAAACGUGUAGUCGUAAGAUGGUGGAAGAGUUGAAGGGGAUGGAGAGUGGAUCCACGGUGAAUAUCCUGCACCACGUUUCAAAGUGUACGCUGGAAAUGGUUUUUGGAACUACGAUUGGGAUGGAUGUACUGCAGAGGGAUGAUACCGAUGAAGUGUUGGGAUACAUUGAGAGAUUGUUCAACUUGGUAUCUAGAAGAAUGCUUAGUGCACAUCUCUACUUUGAUUGGAUUUAUCGAUUUACUAAGGAUUACAGGGAAGACCAAAGACUAAGAAAGAUUUGCAUGGAAAAAGCGAAUGAGAUUAUUAAUCAACAAAAGAAAAACAUAAUGAAUCAGAUAGAUAUUAACGGAAACCUUGAAACCAAUGCUGAAGAUCACUACAACAAACCAGAGAUUUUCAUUGUGAAGUUACUAUCGGAAACUUUUGAUGGGAAGACCUUUAGUGACGAAGAAAUCUUUCACAACGCGUACACCAUUAUUGUAGCGGGCAACGACACUUCCGCACUCACCGUCGCGUCCUGCUGCCUAUUCCUGGCUAUGUACCCCACAAUCCAGGACAAAGUUCACUCGGAAAUCGCCCAGAUCUUCCCAUCGAAACACUCCCCAAUCAACCCUGACGACCUGAAGCAGCUGGUGUACCUCGAGAUGGUAAUCAAGGAAACGCUCCGACUUUGCCCGGUAGCACCAAACAUUGCCCGGGAAGCGCUUCAGGACGUUCUGGUUGAUGGAACAGUCGUUCCCAAAGGUACCAUCAUGCUGAUGUCCUUCUACGCGCUUCACCGUCGAAUCGAUAUUUGGGGAGACACGGCAGAAGAGUUCGACCCGGAGAACUUCGAUCAGGAUCGGGCCAAGUCACGGCAUCCCUUUGGAUAUCUGCCGUUUAGUGGUGGUUCUCGGAACUGCAUCGGCUGGCGGUACGCGAUGAUGAGCGUCAAGAUCAUGCUGGUACAUCUGGUGCGCGAGUUCAAGCUUAGCACGAAGCUAACGCGUCAGGACCUGCGAUACCGUUUCGAUAUGACGCUGAAGCUGGCCAUCGAACAUCUGGUGCAACUCGAGAGGCGAUAAUUACUCAGUCAGCUUUUUGUGUGUGAUGUAUCUCAUAACUUGUGAUUAAAACGGUGUUUUCAACAA
Molecule: messenger RNA, 1514 nt
Organism: Culex quinquefasciatus (southern house mosquito)
Lineage: Eukaryota; Metazoa; Arthropoda; Insecta; Diptera; Culicidae
Product: cytochrome P450 4V2-like
Exons: 6
Coding region: 12-1448 (478 amino acids)
Molecular function (GO): iron ion binding; monooxygenase activity; heme binding
Source: RefSeq, a predicted model, not a curated record